AUGGCUCCCAGAACAAGAUCACAGACGCGCAGAGCCGGGUCUAUGUACAGUGUGUUGGAUGUCGAAGGACAAAGCUCAGCAGAUAACUCACCCCAAGACUCAUCGUCUCCAACCAAAAGAUCAAAGUCUGCCUCGAAGACGAGGAAAUCUUCCAAGCGCAAAGCUGGGGAUCCAACGGACGAUGAAUCAGAUGAGCCUAAACUCAAGCGAGGACGGUCAUCGGUUGAGAAAGGCUCCAGCCCGAAGAACCAGAAUGGAGGGCCACCAGAAGACGAAAAAGAACUGGCGCCAGAAGACACGAGUCUAUGCACCAUGAAAGCUACCAAAGACAGGAACACCUUUCGCGGAGGAAAUGUCAUAAGUCUUCCCAUGCAUCAACCCAACAUGAAUCCAAAGCUCUCAGCAUCGGAUAAAUUUCUCAGUCGAAGCUACUACGGUGGAGUUUAUUCGAAGAGUCGCAUGGCCGUCGUCUUGUAUAGAUUCGUAAAUCGAAUGAUGGUGUUGCCGAUGUACAGUUGGGAUGGGGAUGGGAUCACGUCUCAAGCGAAAUAUACUCACGUCGACUAUGUUGAGGUCUGGAAUGAAACGGAGCGCAGAAGAUACACGAAAGAGGGAGUGCAUGAUGUUAUUGGGGUAACGAUGACUUAUAAGCCUCUCAGAAAGAGAGGUUGUUUGAGUUUAGCAGGUGCUUUUAGUGUGGACUACAGGGAGAAUAUUGAUCUUGUCGGGGAUAUGCCCGCGACUGAGCGUAAAAAACUGUGUCGGCUCAUGGAACGCCGCAUGGCCACGGUCGCCAAAGAUGACCCAAAUAAUUAG
Molecule: messenger RNA, 816 nt
Organism: Ramularia collo-cygni
Lineage: Eukaryota; Fungi; Ascomycota; Dothideomycetes; Mycosphaerellales; Mycosphaerellaceae
Exons: 1
Coding region: 1-816 (271 amino acids)
Source: RefSeq, a predicted model, not a curated record